GAGUCUGGCAGGCUGACAGCUACAUCCUGUAAGGCCGGUUUCCACGUGACUCUGACGUGUUUUUACUCUCUGGAUUUCUGAGGGUGUGAAGGCGUCCUCAGAUCAGAUGCAGGCAGACUCAGGACUGAAGAGGAAGAGAUGAGCAGAGUUUCUGUGAGUGGACCUGAAGAGAGUCUGUGAGUGGACCUGAAGAGCGUUCAGCAGGUGGGGGCUCUGCUAUGGAUCAGUGUGAGGACAGAGAGGAGGAAGCCCCUCCCUCUAAAAGCUCUGGGGAACAUGACAGCCAGACCAAAGCUCAGAGCCCAGAGCAAACACCUCAUUCUGUUGGACCUGGACCUGGACCUGGACGUGAACCUGGACCUGGACCUGGACCUGGACCUGGACCUGGACCCAGCUCUGUGUCCAGUAACCAGCUUACUGCCAGAGACCAGAACCAGGGAGAAAAGAUGGAGACACCUAGAAAAGUCCUAAAAAGAACUUUAAAAGAUUUGGGGGAUGAUGAGUUUAAAGACUUCAAGUGGCACCUGCAGGAGAAGGUCCUAGGAUUUCCAGGAAUCCCAAAGAGUGAACUAGAGAAAGCAAACCGGAGGGACACAGUGGAUCUGAUGUUUCUGUACUACGGCAUACACACCAUUAAAGUGACCAGAGAAGUUUUGAAAGAGAUCCCGAGGAAUGAUCUAGAAGGGGAAUUAUCAAAAUUCCCAUCAGACCCUGAAGAUAUUUUCACAAAGUGCCAGGGUGAACUCAAAUCAAACCUGAAGGAAAAAAUUGAAUUUAUCAAAUUUAUGGAAAAAUUUGAAUCCCUAAAUGAAAUCUACACGGAGAUCUACAUCACCAGGGGAGACACCGGAGAGGUCAACAAGGAACAUGAGAACAGACAGAUCGAACGAGCAUCCAGUAAACCAGACAGAUCAGAAACACCAAUCAGACAAGAAGACCUCUUUAAAGGCUCAACUGAAAGAGGUAAACCAAUCAGAGCAGUGAUGACAAAGGGCGUGGCUGGCAUUGGGAAAACAGUCUUAACACAGAAGUUCACUCUGGACUGGGCUGAAGGCAAAGCCAACCAGGACAUCCAGUUCAUAUUUCCAUUACCUUUCAGAGAGCUGAAUGUGGUGAGAGAGAACAAGUACAGCUUGGUGGAACUUGUUCAUCACUUCUUCUCUGAAACCAGAGACGCAGGAAUCUGCAGGUUUGAUCAGUUCAAGGUUGUGUUCAUCUUUGACGGUCUGGAUGAGUGUCGACCUCUGAAAUUCCACAACUCUGAGAUGCUGACUGAUAUCAGAAAGUCCACCUCAGUGGAUCGGCUGCUGACAAACCUCAUCAGGGGGAAACUGCUUCCCUCUGCUCGCCUCUGGAUAACCACACGACCUGCAGCAGCCAAUCAGAUCCCUCCUGAGUGUGUGGACAUGGUGACAGAGGUCCGAGGGUUCACUGACCCACAGAAGGAGGAGUACUUCAGGAAGAGGUUCAGAGAUCAGGAGCAGGCCGGCACCAUCAUCUGCCACAUCAAGACCUCACGAAGCCUUCACAUCAUGUGCCACAUCCCAGUCUUCUGCUGGAUCUCUGCUUCAGUUCUGGACCACAUGUUGAAAACUGAGAGAGGAGAGCUGCCCAAGACCCUGACUGAGAUGUACGUCCACUUCCUGGUGGUUCAGUCCAAAGUGAACGUCAAGUAUGAUGAAGGAGCUGAGACAGAUCAACACUGGAGUCCAGAGAGCAGGAUGAAGAUGAUGGAGUCUCUGGGAAAACUGGCUUUUGAGCAGCUGCAGAAAGGCAAACUGAUCUUCUAUGAGUCUGACCUGAGAGAGUGUGGCAUCGAUAUCAGAGCAGCCUCAGUGUACUCAGGAGUGUUCACACAGGUCUUUAGAGAGGAGAGAGGAACGUACAAUAACACAGUGUUCUGCUUCGUCCAUCUGAGCGUUCAGGAGUUUCUGGCUGCUCUUCAUGUCCAUCUGACCUUCAUCCACUCUGGAGUCAACCUGCUGUCAGAAGAACCAACAACCUCCUGGCUGCUUAAAUUAUUCAGAGCCAAACCCAAACCUGAACUAACACAUCUCUACCAGAGUGCUGUGGACCAGGCCUUACAGAGUCCAAACGGACACCUGGACUUGUUCCUCCGCUUCCUCCUGGGUCUUUCACUGGAUACAAAUCAGACCUUAUUACAGGACCUGCUGACACAGACAGGAAGAAGCUCACAGACCAACCAGGAAACAGUUGAAUACAUCAAGAAAAAGAUAAGAAAGAACCCGUCUCCGGAGAAAAGCAUCAACCUGUUCCACUGUCUGAAUGAACUGAAUGAUCGUUCUCUAGUGGAGGAGAUCCAACAGUCCCUGAGAUCAGGCAGUCUCUCCACAGAGGAUCUGUCUCUUGCUCAGUGGUCGGCUCUGGUCUUCAUCUUACUUUCAUCAAAAGAAGAUCUGGAUGUGUUUGACCUGAAGAAAUACUCUGAUUCAGAGGGGGCUCUUCUGAGGCUGCUGCCAGUGGUCAAAGCCUCCAGGAAAGCUCUGCUGAGUGGCUGCAACCUGUCAGAGAGAAGCUGUGAA
Trematomus bernacchii (emerald rockcod) is the source of this 2543-nucleotide messenger RNA. Its product is annotated as NLR family CARD domain-containing protein 3-like. NCBI's taxonomy places the organism in Eukaryota, Metazoa, Chordata, Actinopteri, Perciformes, Nototheniidae. The transcript is spliced from 6 exons. The record is from RefSeq and is a predicted model, not a curated record. The annotation marks the transcript as partial.